Sardina pilchardus (European sardine) is the source of this 5245-nucleotide messenger RNA. It is a transcript of the gene pkn2b, whose product is annotated as protein kinase N2b. The record is from RefSeq and is a predicted model, not a curated record. Gene Ontology annotation, biological process: intracellular signal transduction; peptidyl-serine phosphorylation. The transcript has 22 exons. Bases 367 to 3321 code for a protein of 984 amino acids. Gene Ontology annotation, molecular function: protein serine/threonine kinase activity; ATP binding; small GTPase binding. Lineage: Eukaryota; Metazoa; Chordata; Actinopteri; Clupeiformes; Clupeidae.
CUGGGCGCUGCGUGUCUCGGGUGGAGUUCCCCGCGAAGACAUUUAUAUCACCAGCACUCCUUCCCAAAGCCUUACGCGUGGACUGUUUGGAAAAUAACUUCUUAUUUUAACGAGUGUUUAUUCUUCGUUGUUUUAUCUGUUUACAUCACUUUUAAAAAAAGGGAUUACUGUGAAGGUAUUGUCAUGGAAAAUCUCAGGAUUCCCAGCUGAACCAUGGACACGUCGCGGGAAAGCUGAUGGUCCCGUUUUUACCAUUAAAAGAGGAGCCGAAAGGACUAGUUGGAGAGAAGUUGCAAAGCUGCUACUCUCCUUUGUGACUCACCUCCCAUCCACUAUCCCGAGUUUGAUUCAAAGUUAGAAGGCAAGAUGGCGGCCGAUUCCGUGCAGGGGGACACAAUGGGUCACCAAGUGUCCGAGCGCCUCGGCCUGGGCCACAACCUAGACCUGUCCGACACCAUGGUGCAGCAGAAGCUGGACGAGAUCAAGGACCAGAUCAAGCGCGAGAUCCGCAAAGAGCUGAAGAUCAAAGAGGGCGCCGAGAACCUGCGCAAGGUAACCACUGACAAGAAGAGCCUGGCCUACGUGGACAACAUGCUGAAGAAGUCCAGCAAGAAGGUGGAGGAGCUCCAUCAGGAGCUGCAAGAGCUCAACGCCCACAUUGUGGUGAAGGACCCCGACGAGCUUCUAGUAUCUGAAUGUCCCAUGACCCCCGACACCCCGAGCAGCGAGCACCGGACCUGCACCAACAGUAGCCGCCUGGCCGCCCUGAAGAGGCAGAAUGACAUUGAGCUCAAAGUCAAACAGGGCGCUGAGAAUAUGAUCCAGAUGUACUCCAACGGCUCCUCCAAGGAUCGCAAGCUGUUAGCUGCCGCCCAACAGAUGCUCCAGGACAGCAAGACGAAGAUUGAAUUCAUCCGCAUGCAAAUCCUCAAAGCCACCCAGGCUAGUGAAAUGGGCUUUGAGAGUAAUGAUGUUCCUGGCACCAAGCCCAUCAUCAGUCCUCUGGACCUGCGGCUGGAGGAGCUGCGGCAUCACUUCCGGAUAGAGUCGGCCCUGGCAGAGGGCGCCCGCAACGUCAUGAAGCUGCUGGACAAGGUGGCGGAGAAGAAGGGACACUCUGAGGCCCAGGCGGUGCUGAAUGACUCCAGUCAGAAGCUGGACCUGCUGAAGUACUCCCUGGAGCAGCGGCUGAGCGAGCUGCCCAAGAACCACCCCAAGAUCAGCGAGGUCAAGGAGGAGCUGGCCAUGGUGGUGUCGCCGCCGCUCAGCCCGCGCCAGAGCAUCAUCUCCACACACACCCAGUACAGCACGGUGGCCAAGCCGGCCGCGCUCACCGGUACGCUGGACGUGAGGCUCAUGGGCUGUCAGGACCUGCUGGAGACGGUCCCGGGCCGCGCCAAGGGGGGGACCAUGACGCUGCCGGGCUGGAGCCCCAGCGACGCCCGCUCCUCCUUCAUGAGCCGCAGCAACAAGAACCGCGGCAGCAGCAGCCGCAACCUCUCCAAGUCCGACGAGCUGACCAAUGAGAUCAGUGCUGUGCUGAAGUUGGAUAACACGGUGGUGGGCCAGACCAGCUGGAAGCCUGUCAGUAACCAGGCCUGGGACCAGAAGUUUACCCUCGACCUGGACAGGUCGCGUGAGCUGGAGAUUGCGGUGUACUGGCGCGACUGGCGCUCCCUGUGUGCCGUCAAGUUCCUGCGACUCGAGGACUUCCUGGACAACGAGCGCCAUGGCAUGUGCCUGUACCUGGAGCCACAGGGCACACUGUUCGCUGAGGUUACCUUUUUCAACCCUGUUAUUGAGAGAAGACCGAAACUACAAAGACAAAAGAAAAUCUUCUCCAAGCAGCAAGGGAAAACGUUCCUGCGUGCGCCACAGAUGAACAUCAACAUCGCCACGUGGGGUCGGCUGGUCAGGAGGGCCAUCCCCUCGGUGAACAACUCCUACAGUCCCCAGGUGCCUGACCUGUCAGAGCUGGGCCCCGAGACCACCCCUAUCAGCCCCGCAGACUCCCCCACACUCUCCAGCAACACUACAGUGACCAAACUGGACUUUGACAAAGAGGACACCCCUCUACACAAGCGCCACUCGAUCGCUGUGGACAUGCCCGAGGUGCUGGCAGAGGGCAAGCUGCCGGAUGGGAAAGCAGUGCAGGAUGCGCUGGCGACCUUUGACUUCCUGAACGACCGGCGGAGCAGCGUGGUGGUGGUGGGGCCCCCAGGCCACGACAGUCUGGUGGAGGACGAGACCCCUCAGCCGGAGCUGGAGCUCACCGCCGUCCAGCCCAAAGCAGAGAUCAAGGAGGAGGAGGAAUUCCAGUUCAGCCUCAAAGACUUCAAAUGUGUUGCAGUCCUUGGCCGUGGACACUUUGGGAAGGUCCUACUGGCGGAGUACAAGAGCACAGGGGAAAUGUUUGCCAUCAAGGCCCUGAAGAAAGGAGACAUUGUGGCUCGUGAUGAGGUGGACAGUCUUAUGUGUGAGAAGCGCAUCUUUGAGACGGUGAACAGCGUGCGGCACCCGUUCCUGGUCAACUUAUUCGCCUGCUUCCAGACCCGAGAGCAUGUGUGCUUCACCAUGGAGUACGCUGCUGGAGGCGACCUCAUGAUGCACAUCCACGCUGACGUCUUCUCUGAGCCCCGCGCCGUUUUCUAUGCUGCUUGUGUGGUCCUAGGAUUGCAGUUCCUUCAUGAUCAUAAGAUCGUCUACAGAGACCUGAAGUUGGAUAAUCUCUUGCUGGAUACAGAAGGCUAUGUGAAGAUCGCUGACUUUGGCCUGUGCAAAGAAGGCAUGGGGUUCCGGGACCGCACCAGCACGUUCUGCGGCACGCCCGAGUUCCUGGCUCCGGAAGUGUUGACGGAGACGUCGUAUACGCGGGCGGUGGACUGGUGGGGCCUAGGCGUACUCAUCUUCGAGAUGCUCGUCGGAGAGUCACCAUUCCCCGGUGAUGAUGAGGAGGAGGUGUUUGACAGCAUUGUCAACGAUGAAGUUCGCUACCCACGAUUCCUCUCCACAGAAGCCAUCUCCAUCAUGAGAAGGUUGUUGAGGCGAAACCCGGAAAGGCGUCUGGGAGCAGGGGAGAGAGAUGCAGAGGAAGUGAAGAGGCAUCCCUUCUUUAGAAGCGUCGACUGGAACGGCCUCCUGGCCAAGAAGGUCCGGCCGCCUUUCGUCCCCACCAUCAAGGGCCGCGAGGACGUCAGCAACUUCGACGACGAGUUCACCUCCGAGGCGCCCAUCCUGACGCCGCCCCGCGAGCCCAGAAUCCUCACCUCCAACGAGCAGGAGAUGUUUGGCGACUUCGACUACAUCGCCGACUGGUGUUAGCAACUCCCACCCACCCUUCAAUUACAAAAGAAAAAAAACCCCAACAAAAAACACCAAACCAAACGUCAACUCUGCCCGCCGCCCUCUGUUGUCAUGUUCAAUACUGUGAACCCCCACUCACUGAACAAGCAAGACUCGCCCAUCGCAACGAGCGGUCAGGGUCGUCCACCCACCGCCAUCCUACGUUUUUAUGGAUUGCUCGUUUUCUUCUUCUCCUCCUCUUGUCUGUGCCAUUGAAGGGACUUUUUUUUAUUUUAAAGGAAGGACUUUUUUUCUUUUAUUUUUUUUUUAAUUUUUUUUUUAACUAAAAUCAAUCGAAAAAUCUGUACCCACAAAUAUGAGUAUAUAUAUAGGUGUUUGCCCUAUAUGGUAUCCAUUUUGUCUUGUCGGAGCACUGGGAUUGUUUAAAAUGGACUCCUUUUGUAUAAGAUCUCAACUGGAUGACUCAUGCUUUUGUGUCAUUUUCCCCCUCUCCUGUUGGUAUGCUGAGCUUUGUCAAAGUAAUACUCUUUUUUUUUUUUUUUUGGUCACUUAAUGUUAAAGAGAUCCUCCACCUUUUUUUGUUCACGUAAAAACACUAUGUUGAUAUUUCAUCAGCCUCUAAGUCAGAGAAAUGUGCCUGUUAAUGGAAGAGACUGAGUGUAUCUGAGCGGUUAUUGGACUGUAGUCUAGCCUGGUGGGGGGGGGGAACCGUUAAGUGCUUCCUCUCUCCACAUCAGGACUAAAAAAAGACCUCUGUGCACCUCGAAGACAAUCAUUGGCUGUCUGUCCCCAUUCAUAACACUAUAUCUUCCCCUUUUUUGUAUUUAUGUUUUCAUUUUUUUUUUUUAUUAUUCUUUUGUUUUUCUUCACCCCACAAUGCCUUAAAUUCUCUCGUGGAUGAACGGCUUACAAAAACACUAAUAGUCAGGUACUAAAAGAAAUCUACCAAAGCUAGCUGCCAAAUACUCCUCCCACUCAAGGUCUUUAGAUAAUCAACAAGGCAUUGGCCAAGAUGGUGAAGUUAAUGGAUGAGUGCAUUUGAAACUUCAAGAAGUUGUUUCACGGUGAUACAGGGGGAAAAAACUGCAUUGGGUUGUCAACUAUUUGAUGUUUUUUCCCCAAACUCUACCAGAUCCCUGUUAACAAUCAUGUACUCUUACAAAAAAGUAAGUUAUAGUUUUAUACUGUAUUUUUUAGAGUAAUAGCAUUUUGAAUCUGCUGUAUGGUAUGACAUGUUUUUGUUUUUAAUAUAUGGAUGUAUGGACAUCAAAAAAGGAGAGGGCAGCUCGAACUUGAGAGCGAUUCUGAACUUCUCAAAACGGAAUGUAAAAAUGUAUAUUCAUCAGAAUGAAAACAAAGUGUAUAUUUUUUUCCUUUUGUUUGGCAUGCAUGUAUGCCAAAGCAGGCUGUAUUUUAAAUAGUGUUUUUUAAAGGACCUUUGUAGUCUGGCUCUUUUUAAAUAUCGCCUGAACUCUGUCCGUUAUGGGAUGCCAUGUGAAGAGGGACUGGCUCUGGUCAUCGCUUUUGCAGACUUGGAUGUUGACCUCGUUAUCCUCCCUGGUCCCGUGACAUUGUAGCACUUGGGCAUUGAAGUAUGGAGGCCUGGGGAUGCAGACUGUUUAAUGAUGCUGGCUGGUUGCCCCUCCUUGGACUAGGGCAUGUGGACCCACAGCGCAUUGGGUGGGCCUGGACUAUGAGGACGUCUGAGGUAGACCCCCACCUUUCCCCCCCCCACACACACACACAUACACCAAGGGAACCACCCAGUGGACCACCAAAAAAACACUCUGAGCAGUAGAACUUUCAGCUUGAAUCCUGGUCAUCUUGUCUACGUCCCAUCCACCCCGACCCCUCGUUUUCCUCUACACACCACCCCUUCCAAAGGAGCUUCUGUGAGGAAUGUAUGCGCUGAAUAAACGGAUGGAGAUCCUGUGUUUUAGAA